AUGGCAGUCAUGCAGGACACAAGAAUGGGAAGUACAUCAACAUCAAGACCAACAUCUACAGCAACAGUAUGUUCUACAUACCCCUGCAAAAACGGCGGAAAAUGCAAGGAGACUGAUAAUAAAAGAAGAAGACGAAGUAAAGACAGCUUGAUUCCGGGGCUGAUUGCCGCUUUCUCACAACUGAAGGGGAAUUCGGGUUCCACAGAAAACAGUGGUUAUACGUGUGAAUGUCCUACUGGCUUCGGUGGCAACAACUGUGAAAAGAGACAGUGCUAUAGAUCCCGAUGUCAAAAUGGUGGUAAAUGUGAAAACACUGCGGACGGAUACAAGUGUUCUUGUCCAACUGGCUUUACUGGAAGAAAAUGUGAAAUAAACAUUAACGAUUGUGAUCUGAACCCAUGCGGCGGUAAAGGAAGAUGCUUAGACGGUGUUAAUAAGUAUGUUUGUCUUUGUAACCUUGGAUUCACUGGGAUACACUGCCAAACAAACAUUAACGAGUGUGCAUCGAACCCGUGUAAGCAUGGCACUUGCCGCGACUUAGAGGCUUCAUACGCAUGUCAUUGUGAUCAUGGGUUCACCGGUGUCCAAUGUGAAACGAAUAUAGACGAGUGUGCUUCCCAACCUUGCAAAAAUGGCGGCAGAUGUGUCGAUGAAGUCAAUGGAUUCCAAUGUACCUGUCCAGCUGGGUUCACCGGCGUCCAAUGUGAAAAGAAUAUAGACGAGUGUGCCUCCCAACCUUGUAAAAAUGGUGCUGUUUGCACAGAUAAAAACAAUGGGUUCGUUUGUUCCUGCAUAUCGGGAUUUUCCGGUUUAACUUGCAAUGUGAACGUAAAUGAAUGUUCUUCGAACCCAUGUCUCAGAGGACUUUGCAUAGAUGCAGUGAAUAGAUACACGUGCAUCUGUCCGGCUGGCUUCACUGGCAAACGUUGUGAAACAAACAUCGACGAGUGCGCCUCUGGUCCUUGCAAAAAUGGUGGUGGAUGUGUCGACAGAGUCAAUGGAUUUCAGUGUACCUGCCCAGCUGGGUUUACAGGUGUCCAAUGUGAAACGAAUGUAAACGAAUGUGCCUCUCAACCUUGUACAAAUGGAGGCUUCUGUACCGAUAAAGUCAACGAAUUCAAAUGUAAUUGUGUGGCGGGGUUUAGGGGUUUGACGUGUGAGAUAGACAUAGACGAAUGCUCUUCUACUCCUUGUAAGAACGGCGGUAAGUGCAAUGACGCUGUAAAUGGCUACAGUUGUACUUGCCGUGGUGGAUGGACCGGUCCGUUAUGUGAGUUUGCCAUUGAUGAGUGCGCAUCUAUCCCGUGUCAACACAACGGUUUAUGUAAAGACGAGAUCAACGGCUAUACGUGUACCUGCCAAAGAGGAUAUACUGGCCAUAACUGCCAAUUUAACAUAGAUGAAUGCAAAUCGUCACCUUGUCAAAAUGGUGGUACAUGUAGAGACGCCGUCAACAAAUAUAGCUGUACAUGUUUGCGUGGAUUUGCCGGUCUUACAUGCCAAACCAAUAUAGACGAAUGUGCAUCUAACCCUUGCAUGAAUGGUGCAACAUGCAUUGAUGGUGUGAAUGAAUACACGUGUGCCUGCAAACCUGGUUUUACCGACCGUACAUGCCAAACCAAUAUAGACGAAUGUGCAUCUAACCCUUGCAUGAAUGGUGCAACAUGUAUUGAUGGUGUGAAUGAAUUUAUAUGUGCAUGCAAACCUGGAUUUGCCGGUCUUACAUGCCAAACCAAUAUAGACGAAUGUGCGUCUAACCCUUGCAUGAAUGGUGCAACGUGUAUUGAUGGUGUGAAUGAAUUUAUAUGUGCAUGCAAACCUGGAUUUGCCGGUCUUACAUGCCAAACCAAUAUAGACGAAUGUGCAUCUAACCCUUGCAUGAAUGGUGCAACGUGUAUUGAUGGUGUGAAUGAAUUUACAUGUGCAUGCAAACCUGGAUUUGCCGGUCUUACAUGCCAAACCAAUAUAGACGAAUGUGCAUCUAACCCUUGCAUGAAUGGUGCAACAUGUAUUGAUGGUGUGAAUGAAUUUACAUGUGCAUGCAAACCUGGAUUUGCCGGUCUUACAUGCCAAACCAAUAUAGACGAAUGUGCGUCUAACCCUUGCAUGAAUGGUGCAACGUGUAUUGAUGGUGUGAAUGAAUUUAUAUGUGCAUGCAAACCUGGAUUUGCCGGUCUUACAUGCCAAACCAAUAUAGACGAAUGUGCAUCUAACCCUUGCAUGAAUGGUGCAACAUGUAUUGAUGGUGUGAAUGAAUUUAUAUGUGCAUGCAAACCUGGAUUUGCCGGUCUUACAUGCCAAACCAAUAUAGACGAAUGUGCGUCUAACCCUUGCAUGAAUGGUGCAACGUGUAUUGAUGGUGUGAAUGAAUUUAUAUGUGCAUGCAAACCUGGAUUUGCCGGUCUUACAUGCCAAACCAAUAUAGACGAAUGUGCAUCUAACCCUUGCAUGAAUGGUGCAACGUGUAUUGAUGGUGUGAAUGAAUUUACAUGUGCAUGCAAACCUGGAUUUGCCGGUAUUACAUGCCAAACCAAUGUAGAUGAAUGUGCAUCUAACCCUUGCAUGAAUGGUGCAAUGUGUAUUGAUGGUGUGAAUGAAUACACGUGUGCCUGCAAACCUGGUUUUACGGUCCGUACAUGCAAAACCAAUAUCGAUGAAUGUGCAUCUAAUCCUUGCAAGAAUGAUGCAACGUGUAUUGAUGGUGUGAAUGAAUACACAUGUUCAUGCAAACCUGGUUUUAUCGACCCAAUAUGUGGAACCAAUGUCGAUGAAUGUGCAUCUAACCCUUGCAUGAAUGGUGCAACAUGCAUUGAUGGUGUGAAUGGAUUCACAUGUGCAUGCAAACCUGGAUUUGCCGACCGUACAUGCAAAACCAAUGUAAACGAAUGUGCGUCUAAUCCUUGUCAAAACGGAGCAGCAUGUGUAGAUGGCGUUAACGGGUAUAACUGUGUAUGUCCGGAAGGGUAUACUGGUUCUUUGUGUGAAAUCGAUAUAAACGAAUGCGCAUCCAACCCAUGUCUCAAUGGAGGAAUGUGUGCGGAUGGCGUGAAUGAGUAUACAUGCACGUGUCCCGCAGGGUUUUCAGGCUAUAGCUGUGAAACCAACGUUGAUGAGUGCAAAUCAAACCCUUGCCAAAAUGGCAGCAGUUGCAAAGAUGCAAUCAAUGGAUUCAUCUGCAAAUGCCCAGCGGGAUUUACAGGACCAAACUGUGAGACUGAUAUAGACGAGUGUACCCCUAAUCCGUGUAAGAAUGGUCUUUGUUUCGAUGGUAUAAACAGUUUCACUUGUAUGUGUGGUUCUGGUUUUGCUGGUCUCACCUGCGAAAUCAACAUAAACGAAUGUGCCUCCAACCCUUGUAAGAACGGCGCAACUUGCACCGACGAUAUUGACAUGUACAAAUGCAAUUGUUUAGCGGGAUAUAUUGGUUUGCAUUGUGAAUCCAAUGUCGAUGAAUGUUCAUCUAAUCCCUGUGGUAGCGGAGGUACCUGCUUGGAUGGUGUAAACGGAUACACGUGUAACUGUCCAGUUGGUUAUACAGGGACUAUAUGCCAGACAGACGUCAAUGAAUGUGCGUCUAACCCCUGCAGCAAAGGACUGUGUCUCGACGGAAUUGACAAUUUUACUUGUCUCUGUCCAGCUGGAUAUGCGGGACCAACCUGCCUGAUAGACAUUGAUGAAUGUUCCUCCAACCCGUGUUUAAAUGAUGGUACAUGUGUGGAUAAAGUGGACGGAUACACAUGUAUUUGUCCUGUUGGUUACAGUGGAUACACGUGUGGAGUAUUACUAACUACCAGUACCACCACGACUCUGUCCACCACGACUGUUACAAAGGCGACAAAACAUCCUUGCGAUCCGAACCCAUGCCCAGAAAAAGAACCAGGACAACCAAUGAUUUGUCAACCUUUUAACGGGGGCUAUGAAUGUAUUCGACCCAAUGGCAUGGGGGGCAUGAUAGUGCUGUUCUUAGCAGCCAUGAUUCAAAACGUCCACUACGUUUGGCCCGAGGCUGGGAAUGAAGGCUGGUCCAACCCAUGUCAGCAUGGGUCCACUUGCGCUCCGAAGCUUGGGGGCUACAACUGCACCUGUCCGGCCACCCACAAGGGAACCCAUUGUCAAACCCGUGUCAACCCUUGCACCAGCUCCCCCUGUCUUCAUGGCGGACGCUGUAUCACACAGCUCGAUGGGACCUUCAAUUGCACGUGCCCUAAGUUGUGGACCGGGACCCGCUGUGAGCGAUGCCUGUGUAAGAACGGAGGUAGAUGUGACUACAGUCCCACUGACGGCCACGUGUGUCGCUGCCAAGCUGGGUUCAUCGGGAAGAAGUGUGAGACUGAGGAAAAUGAGUGCAACAGCUAUCCAUGCUGGUAUGGCACAUGUAUUGACUUGGUUAACGACUAUAAAUGUGCCUGUGACCCUGGCUACACAGGCAAAGACUGUAACGUCAAGUCUGGCAGUUUGAUUGGGUAA
This is a messenger RNA of Lingula anatina, 4467 nucleotides long. RefSeq lists its product as uncharacterized. Gene Ontology annotation, biological process: Notch signaling pathway; axon guidance. The record is from RefSeq and is a predicted model, not a curated record. Gene Ontology annotation, molecular function: calcium ion binding. Gene Ontology annotation, cellular component: plasma membrane; cell surface; signaling receptor complex. NCBI's taxonomy places the organism in Eukaryota, Metazoa, Brachiopoda, Lingulata, Lingulida, Lingulidae.